AUGAAAUCAAAACUGGGGAUGUCCGAUCCGAAGUCGGAUUGGCCGAGAGAUAGAAAGAAUGGAAAGAUGGUGGAACCACGGGACUUAGAGGAGCAAAUCAUGAUUUCGAACCAGUUGCAGUCAGCGAAGGUGAACACCUUGAUGAAAUCAAUUAGCCACUUGCAGAAGGAAAACCUCUCCCUGCAAAGGGGUAGCCGUGAAGCAAGCAGGACUAGCCAGUACAAAAAGAUCCAGGAUGAGCUUGGACAGCAAGACGUACUGAUUGAUGUUCUACAAGGUUGUAUUGGUACUGCGAAGGCCCAGGAACUCAUGAUGAAUGCUAUAGAGUCUCUUGAAUGUGACGAUACGCGCUGCGCAUCAUGCAACUGUGACGAAGAACUGGUGAAGUGUGACGAUGGAUCUUGGCUUUGCAAGCACUGCUAUGGUCAACGUAUGUGGAAAGAGCCGCCUGACACGAUCGAAAAGAGGAGCAAAACUUCCAAGAUGACAAAGUAUCCAGAGUCCAAAGAAAAGCUUCAAAAGGAGUGCCAGGCUGUGGAAAAGGAAUUGAUUUGCACCAGACGCUUGCUAAAGGCCAAAAAUUCUCCCGUGAGCGUAGCAUUGCCCAAAUCAGCUUUAUUCAACACAUCCGCAGCUCUGGCAAACAUACUGGCUGGUUAUGUGCAGCGCGCAGACCAGCUUGAAAAAGAAAAUGUAUCCCUGCGAAAUCAUCGAGAACAGUUGGAGAAUACUCUGGAAGAACAGGAGUACGAACACAGACAGCGAAUUCAGCAACCCCAGGAAUUUGAAUGGGAAAACCAAGCCUCCGUGGCUUCUAUUCAGGACUUGCAGACCAGACUUCGGCUACGAACCAGCGAGAUUGACCGAGCCAUGCAAGGUGUUGCUGAAACACGCCAGAAACUGCUGGAUCAAAACAGCAAGCAGGAAGCACUAAGGACGAAAAUUGAUGCUGCAAAAAAUGAUAUCAACAUGCUGCAGGAAGAGAUGGGCCAAUGGUCUUCUGUGGAAAGAACUGAACAUGCCAAGCAGCUUGACAAGUUGCAGCGCUCAAAAGAGUUGCGGAGACAGCACUUGCUACAAGGACGAGAGCAGCUGAAGGAAGCAAAAACCAAGCUGCGCAAGUCCCUCCAAAGCAUCAGUGACCAGCGAAGUCCUUUGGAGGUUCAGACCAAGAUCAAAGCGCAGGCAAGGAGGCUAAGUUUGUCACUGCGCAAAGCCUUGCAAACCGGCAGGAAAGCUGACUGGUCUGAAUUUUGGUCACAGCUGGACACUGAACAAAGUGUUGGUUUGGAAGCUCCUGUCCAAGAGCUUUUAGACAAGUUUGGUAUCCAGAAUAGUGAGCAGAAUGUGCCGAAGUUGCAAGAACUGAAAGAGGCCUUGUACCACAUGGAGGUUGCAGGAGGAGACAGCAGGAUAUUUGGUCAAUGGGCUGCCUCGAAGAAGAAGCUCCAAGAUGAAUUCCGAGCCGAGGCUUCAUCGAAGCUGGCGGAGUUGCAAAAGCUCGAGACGCUCCUUUCUCAGCAAGAAGCCCAGGUGGGCAAGUUGCAGCAGGAGCGCAUUGCUGCUGCGGAGCACUGCCAAGAAAUGAUGGCAGAGCCACAAGGUUUGGCACCAGGAGCAGAUCGGCUCCCUGUUCCAGCAAGGCUGCUGGUCACAGCACCUGGUAGUUCUGCUGAAGAGGCACGGCAAGCAAUUGCAGCAGCCAAGCAACAACAUGCCUGGGAGAAGCGCUUUCUCCCAAUUGAAGAAAAGGACCUUCCAGCCAUUCAUUUGUCGUCGCUGGAACCUGAUGGAGGCCUUGCGGAUUGGACAGAGAGCCUGAAGCUCCAGGCUGAGCUUGGUCUCCAAGACGAACUCUCCACAAACCCCGUUGUGAUCGCAACCUUUCGCGCGGAACCCUGGAGCAAGUCUGUUCAAGACCUACCUCAAAUUGCCCGCGCCCGGGCGAUUGGCGUUGUGGAGGCGCCUCAUGAAGUUCUGGAAAUGGAAGACUAUGUUGACAAGUUGGAUGCCGUCCACACCGAGUUGCAGGAGACUGUUGCUGAUCUGAAGCUGCGCCUUCAAGCUGCCAGAGUUUUGCUCCGGCAUCACGACCCCAAAGCAGGGUCCCGAUUCUGUGAGCACUGUCCACAUUGUUUUCUGUCCAACUAA
Molecule: messenger RNA, 2151 nt
Organism: Durusdinium trenchii
Lineage: Eukaryota; Dinophyceae; Suessiales; Symbiodiniaceae
Source: the annotation of a GenBank genome assembly